GAAGAAGAAACAGACUUGAAAAUCGAUACUCGAGCUCUUCAACGAGGCACCUCCCGAAGGAAAUCUUCUCAUCACAAUGGCCGACAAACAAAACGCACAGAAAAGUGUGAAAAUAGCCGCCGGAGCUGUAGUUUGUGUCGAAAGUGAGAUCAGAGGAGAUGUCACAAUAGGUCCCAGGACAGUGGUCCACCCUAAAGCUCGGAUCAUAGCAGAGGCAGGACCUAUAGUGAUCGGAGAAGGCAAUUUAAUCGAGGAGCAGGCUCUCAUCAUCAACAGUUACCCAGAGAACAUCACACCAGACUCAGAGGUGGAACCAAAGACUAUGACCAUUGGUAUUAACAAUGUAUUUGAAGUUGGCUGUGUAUCACAAGCGCUGAAAAUUGGGGACAAUAAUGUGAUAGAAUCAAAAGCUGAUGUUGGUAGAAACGUGAUCCUCACCAGUGGCUGUAUCAUUGGAGCUUUCUGUCAAGUCAACACCUGUGAAGUUAUACCUGAAAACACGGUCAUCUAUGGCUCUGGAUGUAUGAGGAGGGUUCAGACAGAAAGGCCACAGCCCCAGACUCUCCAGCUUGACUUUUUGAUGAAGAUUUUGCCCAACUACCACCAUCUGAAGAAAACUAUUAAAGCAGGCCAGAGUGCGAGCUAAGACUUCAGCUUACAAGUUUUGACAUUCAGUUUUAACUCAGUAGCAGGUAUUUAAAUAGACUGUGGCGAAGCAUGAAUGUAUAGUAUGUAAUUGUAUACGUAACAAGCUUCUUCAGCAAUUUUUCAGAUACUAAUAUCAAAGUUUUCUAUUCUAAAAAUAACUCAUUUGCUUUACUGAUUUUCUAUGAUUAUUAAAUAACUUAAAGGAAAAGUUGAUGUUGUGUGCAUUAAUGCUACAAACAGGGUUGUAGGAGUAAAGAUGCUCAUUGUAAAUUCACACAAAAGUGGGGAAAAGCAAUUUAAAUAUAAUGCCGCAUUUUAUAUGAAUACUUUAUGCAGAUUAUUUUUAUGCUAAUGUCUUUUCCAUUUUGGUGGUAACAAACUUCACUAAAACCAAUGUCCAACGGUGCUAAUUUCCAUCUAUAUA
Sphaeramia orbicularis (orbiculate cardinalfish) is the source of this 1072-nucleotide messenger RNA. RefSeq names its product dynactin subunit 6. Gene Ontology annotation, biological process: mitotic spindle organization. The record is from RefSeq and is a predicted model, not a curated record. Gene Ontology annotation, molecular function: dynein complex binding. Gene Ontology annotation, cellular component: dynactin complex. The coding region runs from base 77 to 646 and encodes 189 amino acids. The transcript is spliced from 7 exons. NCBI's taxonomy places the organism in Eukaryota, Metazoa, Chordata, Actinopteri, Kurtiformes, Apogonidae.